Sphaeroforma arctica JP610 is the source of this 2117-nucleotide messenger RNA. RefSeq lists its product as hypothetical. Gene Ontology annotation, cellular component: mitochondrion; cytoplasm. Lineage: Eukaryota; Ichthyosporea; Ichthyophonida. The record is from RefSeq and is a predicted model, not a curated record. Gene Ontology annotation, molecular function: ATP binding; AMP kinase activity. The coding region runs from base 115 to 1458 and encodes 447 amino acids. Gene Ontology annotation, biological process: nucleobase-containing compound metabolic process. The transcript has 2 exons.
CGUGAAAUAAAUAGUCAAUAAACCUAUGCCUCCCGUGCACUCUUGUAUACAAACCAACGCGAUCGUGCUCAGACUAAUAACAUCUUUUUGAGUUGAGUCUAUCUCCAUUAGUGAAUGAUGAGUUUGGUUCGUCAAGCUCGAAGGGUAUGCCCCUCGAUCCGCAACACUCGAUGUGUGUCCACGUCCGCCAAUGUUAACAGCGCACUCACAAUCAAGACACGUGCAUCCCUAUUCUCAGUUAGUAAUAACAUCCAUGCACGUGCCAUCGGCUCCAUAGCAAACAACCAAAUCAGUCUUAAAAAAGGUGAAGCUAGGUCGCUCACGCCAGCCUAUUCCACUAAAACAAGUGUGCGAGAAGAACUAGACCACGUUGCAGCCGAGUCACUAUUCCAAGAUGUGUGGGAGAAGACUCGCAAGCGUGUAGGAGCAGAUGACAUGCUUUUCCCCAAAGAGAUCAUGUGGUUAGGUGGUGCCCCUGGCAGUGGAAAGAGUACACACACGAAGUUUAUCAUGAAGGAGCGAGGGAUCACUGCACCACCUAUUGUUGUAUCCGACCUACUGAAGUCGCCACAGGCUUUGGCUAAGAAGGCGACUGGUGAGCUGGUGGGAGACAGAGAGGUUGUCGAGGCCUUAUUCGAAAAAAUUCUGGACCCCAAGUACCAGGACGGAGUUGUUAUCGAUGGUUUCCCCCGAACUUCGGCACAGGCAGACAUGGUACACGAUCUGCACAAAGAACUGAUGAAGCAACACCAGGCAAACCCUACCCGAUUCCCUUACCCUAUCUUCCGAAUUGCAGUGGUGUACAUUGACGAGCAGGCGAGUAUCCACCGUCAACUACAGAGAGGUCAGGAGAACAAGAAACACAACAUUGCUCUGAAAGCAGCCGACGCCAAGGAGGAAGAUGCUGAGGAGUUGGAAGAACGCCCAACUGAUUACGAUCCGCAGUUAGCUGCCAAGCGAUACGCAGCAUUCCGCAAAGAGACGUUUGCGGCACUCGAGAGCCUGGGCAAACACUUUAUCUACAACUUUGUCAGUUCUAUGGGAUCGAAGGCAGAGACACAGGCGAACAUCAGAAAGGAGAUGGAAUACCAGAGUAGCACGGAAUUGCGGGAGAGUACCUUCAAAAUGAUCCACAAAUUGCCCUGCGCACACGAGCUUACGUUCAGGGCCAGACAGACCCUGGUCAGCUCACUGGACAGUGCUCAGGUGCGUGAUCCAGCCCUAUUCGAGCAGGUGGCUGCGCAACUUAGCACACACGUGUACCCUCUGAUUGAGUCCAAUUUCAUGCACGGACGAGUGUACUUGGACGUGAAUGUGUUUGAUCCCGAGGUGUUCACUGCACAGGGGCAGCAGAUUGCCAUGGAUGUGUUGGCUGAUCGUGGGUUCAGAUGUUGGGCCAGAGGAAGUGAGCUAGAGGUGCGUUGGCCCGCGCCCCAGCUGCGACGAGGUGCGGAGUAGAUCCAGAGGAGUUAAAAUAGAUCUGGUGUAUUCGAUUGACGGUUUCGUUGGUAUUGUUGAUGGGUGUAGAUCUUCAUAUCGGAGCUACAUUGAGAUUGUCCAGCUGUUGCAGGGAUUAAUAUUAGUUGAGGGUGAGGAAGAGGGCCUCUGAUGUCGUUUUCUCGGCACAUAUUUGUAUGAUGAACGUCUUCUGGUUUAUCUACGAUAGUAGCAAAAUGCGGAAGCAAUAGGCAAUACGUGAUCUUUACCGAUCAAUUUGGGGUUUCCAUAUGGUCAAUGCUAGCAAUUCUUUAGAGUUGGUCAGUGUUGUUGGGAUUGAUGAAGUUGUCUGUUCUAAGAUGACUUGUAUGCGGUCUGUACGGAUCACAUACACUCCUGUGUGGUACGCUUAUAUAAAAGGAUGUUGCUGCACGCGUAGAUCGGGUAGAAAUCCCUGUACAUCAGUUAAUUGUGGGGUUAUAUAUGCAGCAUUCGAGAGAAUUAAGGUGAGUUAGGGGGGCUAUUUUAUAGCUGUUUGAGCUUUGGGCGAGAUCUUUUAAAUGAAGCACUCUAUCAAGUAAACGUGAUAGUGAGAUGGAUGGAUAUGAUCAACUAAACCCCUGAUACUUAAGACUUAUUAAAUACUUUAUAUUUGUUUCUGGUAUCAGAACUUAAUCAAA